GUAUUUCGUGUUGGCACUUUCAGUCGCCUCUCAGAUCGGCGCUAGCGCCGCGAAGUUAGUUUUGUGUGUCAGCUUAAAUUUCUAAAAUAAAAUACAAAAUAAAUAUUAAAAAUAUUUAAGUAGUAAAUAAUUAUACCAUAAUGCAUUCGCAGUCUACGAUCAAUGUUUUUUUAGGAUGUUGUUUGAGCGCUUUUCUUAUGGAAAUAUUAAUGGCACACACGCCGGAAAGUGCAAACUUUGUUACAUUUUUACAAUUCUUCUUUAUAACUUUACAAGGGUUCGCAGUUACAACGAAAUUUGGUACGGAAUCUCCAAAAAUACCUCUUAAACAAUACACAAUACUGGUGACUUUAUUUUUUUUAACAAGCGUUGCAAAUAAUUAUGUUUAUGCAUUGCAUGUGCCGUCCACACUACAUAUGAUCAUAAGAUCUGCUUCAUCACCAGCAAGCAUGUUAGUCUACUGUUGCAUGAAGAAGCAACUUCCCAAACUGAAUAAUGCUGUAGGUUCAGUUCUGAUUAGUGUCGGUGUAGCGUUAGCCAUGUACGGCGGAGCGCCUCCCGCGCAACAGAAGGGAAUAUUCUUAUACUGGUGUAUAGGAGUCACUAUAUUACUCACCACAUUAAUAACGGGCGCAUUUACUGGUCUUCAGCAAGAGAUGCUGUAUGCAAAAUACGGGAAACAUCCGAAUGAGAUGCUGUUCUACACUCAUGCAAUCCCGAUGCCGUUGUUCAUAGGAAUUUACCCAGAGUUGGUAGAUAUUAGCCAAAAACUGACAUGGGGCCUAUGGAUAUGUGUAGUUCUGAAUAUAUUAUCACAAUAUUAUUGCACACAUUCCGUUCAUAACCUAGCAACCAAAGAGACGACCGUUACAGUCACCUUUAUACUAACUUUAAGAAAGUUCCUAUCUCUACUUAUUUCGUCCAUAGUUUUUAAGAAUAAUUUGACAAUAUUCCACGUCGCGGGCACAUUAUUUGUAGCAGUUGGUACUUAUGUGUAUUUUGAUUAUUUUACUGGCACAAGACAAAGGCCAGUUAGUAUAAAAGACAAAUGAUAAUUUAUUUUAAAUAUAGUACAUACCUAGUUACUUAAUUAUAUUAGAGAAUUGAUACUGAAAUUAUAGAUUUAUUUAUUGCUCGGA
Messenger RNA from Manduca sexta (tobacco hornworm), 1139 nucleotides. RefSeq names its product UDP-xylose and UDP-N-acetylglucosamine transporter. Gene Ontology annotation, cellular component: Golgi membrane; endoplasmic reticulum membrane. The coding region runs from base 141 to 1052 and encodes 303 amino acids. Gene Ontology annotation, molecular function: UDP-xylose transmembrane transporter activity; UDP-N-acetylglucosamine transmembrane transporter activity. Gene Ontology annotation, biological process: transmembrane transport. The transcript is spliced from 4 exons. The record is from RefSeq and is a predicted model, not a curated record. NCBI's taxonomy places the organism in Eukaryota, Metazoa, Arthropoda, Insecta, Lepidoptera, Sphingidae.